Messenger RNA from Lasiosphaeria miniovina, 165 nucleotides. RefSeq lists its product as uncharacterized. The record is from RefSeq and is a predicted model, not a curated record. NCBI's taxonomy places the organism in Eukaryota, Fungi, Ascomycota, Sordariomycetes, Sordariales, Lasiosphaeriaceae. The transcript has 2 exons. The annotation marks the transcript as partial.
GCCCCAAACGGCGCCUCGAUGAGACCCAACUCGCCAUAUCAGUACAUUCUUGUCUCUCGCCUGGCCAGGCGCUCCAACGUCGUCGUGUAUGUGGUCCCGGCUGGAACUUGCCUGCCUGACGACUUGCUCCUUGUGCAUGAGCACAUGGAUCACUACUCUCUCCAG